AUGAGGUCACUGAGUGUUGCCGCACUCAGGAUCACUCCUAAACUCAACAACCUCGAUAUCAUGGGGGAAAGUGAAAAGUAUGGCGUACAGGCCUACUACUCACCGGCCUUGCGAUCACUGAACGCAUUCCGAUCAGAAACUGUGCGCUUCUAUGGACUCUGUGGGCUCUGCAUAUCGUUCCUCUUCUUCUUCUGCACAAUGCAUGGAGGGCCGCGUAUCUACGGGUCAUUACAAUCAACCAUCUCAGAUAUUACGAACACCACGCUUGGGUUCCAAAUGAUCUUUGUGCUGAAUAUUGCGUCACGACACGACAAGCGGGAUGCGGUAUCGAUGAGUGCUUCGGUAUCUAAUAUGGAUUUUGAGUGGUUAGAAGGUGUUGAUGGAGCGUUAAUUUCCAACAAAGCGAAACCACCAAAGCUGGAGGCGGGGCUUGAGAGGAGUAGCAACACCCUGGGGUGCUGGCGUGCCCACAUGAACGCCAUGCAGCACAUCGUGAAAGAGCGUAUAGAAUCCGCUCUGAUCAUGGAAGACGACGUGGAUUGGGACGUGAAUAUUCGCAAGCAGCUUCUCGAAUUCGCUAACGGGGCAAGGUUCGUCCAAGGCCCUGGAGGGGCGCGAGGAGAUUCCAACAGCCCAUAUGGAAAUGAUUGGGAUGUUCUCUGUUUGGGACAUUGCGGUACUGGCAACUUCAAUGAUGAGAAGCGCUGGUGGGUUACUCCCAAUGACCCUACAGCAGUGCCUCCAGAGCUGUACAAGUGGGGCAACGUACCCAACCUCAGCCCUCCGGCCUUGCGUGAAGGCAGGUUCAACCGCUAUAUCUAUUCUGCUACCGGAGGCAGAUGUCUUUGUGCCUACGCCGUCAGUCUCCGAGGCGCCAGGCUAUUUUUGAACACAGAGACACUGGCACUAGAACAAGCUCUUCCUGCGGAUCGUGGAAUGGCUCGAUUAUGCCAUGUUCGAAAGUUCGGGGCGAAAUGUAUCAGUCCUUAUCCUUCGAUUUUCGGAUCCCAUUUUGCAGCUGGGCCUAUGUCGAAAGACUCGGAUCGACAGACUAUUGCAGAAAUUUGGCGGAAGGUCGGAUUAACCCCACAUGUGGUGUUCUCAACCAGACUUCACUUGCAGAGAGCAUGA
Messenger RNA from Cercospora beticola, 1131 nucleotides. RefSeq lists its product as uncharacterized. Lineage: Eukaryota; Fungi; Ascomycota; Dothideomycetes; Mycosphaerellales; Mycosphaerellaceae. The record is from RefSeq and is a predicted model, not a curated record.